This is a messenger RNA of Acipenser ruthenus (sterlet), 3036 nucleotides long. It is a transcript of the gene tmc8, whose product is annotated as transmembrane channel-like 8. The record is from RefSeq and is a predicted model, not a curated record. The transcript has 16 exons. Gene Ontology annotation, molecular function: mechanosensitive monoatomic ion channel activity. Lineage: Eukaryota; Metazoa; Chordata; Actinopteri; Acipenseriformes; Acipenseridae. Gene Ontology annotation, cellular component: plasma membrane. Bases 122 to 2431 code for a protein of 769 amino acids.
CAUGUGACAUACCGAUCUGCAAUAACCGGGCUGAAUGCUUUAAUGCAGCUUUGUUAUGAGCCAUCACAAGGAGUCCUAAGCAUUCAUUUUUUUGCAAGGUUCUGCGAUAGAGAGCUGCGACAUGGAGGACGAGGAUCAGGGCUGUGUAGAUUACUCUUGUAGGGUCCCAGAUGAGAGUUCAGAGUCCUAUUUCCUGGACCCCUCGUACUGUUACCACCAAACAGAGAUCUUCUCUGAGCUGCCCAGCCAAAAAACCCUGAAGAAGAGGACGGUGCAAGACAGCAGCCCCCGAGUGUCUGGAGAGGGGCUGGAGAGCCACAGGGCAGAGAGAGUCAGCGCCAAUUCCAGCCAGGACACUGUCGGGGGCUGGGACCCCCUGAAAGACGACAAGCGCCCACUCCGAAACUACCCGCUCAGCAUCACUGAGAAGAGGCGCAUGAGGGAGACGCGUCGUUCCCAGAGCGGACGGAUCAGCUGGUGGUUGUCAUGGAAACAGAGCCAGCUCACCUCCUGGCGCCGUCUCCGCGAUGACCUGGCGAACGCGCUUCAGAACCUGAAGCCAUGGAAGGGGGCCCUCAGAGAAAUUGAGGGUAAAUUUGGCACUGGAGUGAAGUCAUUCUUCGCCUUGCUCCACUGCCUCAUCUAUCUCAACCUGAUUUCCUGCAUUUUCAUUGCUGGCCUUGUGCUGGUGCCCACUGCCCUGCUGAGAUCAGAGGUCCUAGCUGUGAACGAGACCAGCACCCACAGAACAGGGGAAUGCAACAGCAGUGGUCAAAGUGUUAAGAAAGCCUUCUACUCACAUGUUAAGGAUUUCUUUUUAGGAUCCGGUUUCAUGGAAGACUCCUACCUCUUCUAUGGGUUUUACCCAGGGGCCGGGUUGACCCAGCUCUCCUAUAACCUCCCCCUGAUGUACCUGCUCUGCUCAGUUGGGGUCCUGUUCCUCAGUCUGCUCUGGGUGGUGACAAGGUUGGGGAGAGAUUACAAGGUGCGGUGGGUGCAGGGCCGGCAGUACAAGACCCUGCUGAGCUUCAAGAUCUUUGCCGGCUGGGACUUCUGCAUCCGGGAGACAGACUCGGCCACGCUGAAACAGAGCAGAAUCAGGAACGACCUCAAGAUGGACCUGGAAGAGGAGAAGUAUCAUCAGCGCGUCUCCAAUCGGACGGUGAAGCAGCGAGCUCUGCUCUGCCUUAUCAGAGUUGUCCUCAACCUGAUUGUGCUCACGCUGCUCGCCGGAGCGUUCUUUCUCAUCUACCAAGCCACGCAGGUGUCCCAGAGUUACCAGCAGGAGCCCUACAAUUUCAGUGUCACCUUCAGCUUCCUGAUUGAAUACCUCCCGUCCAUAUCCAUCACCCUGAUCAACUUCCUGCUGCCCCAGGUGUUCCGCAGGCUGGUCAAGUUUGAGGAUUACUUGCUUACCACCCAGAUCAACCUGACCCUCGUCAGGUGCGUCUUCCUUAAGCUGUCCAGCCUGGGUAUGUUCCUCUUCUCCCUCUAUCAGCAGAUAUUCUGCUCUGGGAACUUGGAGAAUACCAAAUGCAAAGCCUGCGGAUACAAUCGCGAUUACCAGUGCUGGGAGACGAAGGUGGGGCAGGAGAUGUACAAACUGUUGCUGUUUGAUUUUCUGGCCUCCAUCGGGACCACUUUCCUCCUGGACUACCCAAGAAAGGUGCUGGUGGAGAAGUGCUCAUGGCGGCUAGUCCAGUUCAUUGGAAAGGAUCGCUUCCUCGUCCCCGUGAAUGUGCUCAACAUCGUCUACAGCCAGACACUCACCUGGACCGGCCUCUUCUACUGCCCCCUGCUCCCCCUGCUCAACAGUGCCAUGCUGUUCCUCACAUUCUACAUCAAGAAGUUCAGCCUGUACAACAACUGCCAGCCAGCCAAGGGAAUGUUCCGCUCGUCCAGCUCCUCCGUGUUCUUCCAGUGUGUGCUGUUGCUGGGGCUCUUCCUGGCACUGGUCUCUGUCGGAGUCAGCAUCUCCAUGAGCCGCUGUUCCCAGGUCUGCGGCCCGUUUCAGCAGUAUAACCUGAGCUUUAAGGUGGUGGCAGCUUACAUCAAGAGUCUCCCAGGAGUUGCUCAGACAGCUCUCUAUUAUAUCCUGUCAGAGGCCUUUGCCAUCCCUUUGAUCAUCUUGGAAUGCAUUCUGCUGACCUUUUACGUUUCCCUGGUCAGAGCGCACCAAGGUACUAUUGAAGAACUUAAAGAGAAGCUGGUCAUGGAUGUUACUGAUAAACGGUUCUUGGUGAAGAAGCUCUCAGCUUUGGCCAAAAAGUACAAAGAUGAGCUGGACAGAAACGUCUCGACAGACAGCAGUGGAGACGGCCCUUCAUGGGAGGAUCCGGUGGACUCGUGUGACAUGCGACCUGCAGUGAGCCACCUGGGACACAGCAAGGAGUCUGGGGGGGCCCCAGGAGAACACCUGCAAGAAGAAUAAAUAUCCCUGAGAUGAACUUUGAAAAUAUGAACCUUGUGUAGAUAAUUAUAACGGUGGCCAUUAUAUAUUACCUAGCUGUUUGGCUGUAGCUUUGUCAGGUGAUUUCUUCCAGCCAAAAAAAAGCAGUAAAACGCUAUAUAGCCCAAUAUUUCAGGAGUAAUGUGCUGUGUUUAUGCUGCUUGAUGUCAUUUAAACAUAAUUUACUACUGUGUGUUUCUGUCCUGUUUUUUGGCACUGGUAAUAGUAUUGGUUAAUAUAAUAGUAUUGGUUCCCAUUUGUGCCUCUGCUCAGCUGUGCAUUUCCUCCUUACUUUCCUUCAAAACCAGCUUCUUUUAUUUCAUAGCCUUCAGGGUAAGGCAAUGAGGAACAAGGCGAAUAACAGAGAAGUGCUGUAUGGUUUUGUUUUAGAUGGGGUAUGUCACAAUCUCACGUAGAAGCUCAGCAAAGUGUCUUAGAUAAGCAUGAGAAAGAACAGCGACUAUAGAUCAAGCAUGUGGGUUAACAGCGAUGGUAAUAAGUGUAGGCUGCUGAACACAUUUCCAGUGUCGUAUUGUAAAACUGGCAUGAAAACUGCUGUGUUUCAAUAAACAAUAUCAUUUACCACG